Molecule: messenger RNA, 960 nt
Organism: Penicillium cosmopolitanum
Lineage: Eukaryota; Fungi; Ascomycota; Eurotiomycetes; Eurotiales; Aspergillaceae
Exons: 1
Coding region: 1-960 (319 amino acids)
Source: RefSeq, a predicted model, not a curated record
AUGGAGACUUCUCGACUCUCAUGCGUAUCCUAUGUGGCCGCACCCGUGCCUGCACCCGAACAAGCGAACCGUGCCCGUGCCCUUAGCAGCUUAUCUGUGGUGGGCGAUUCCCAGCAAGAAUCAGCCUGGCGGAAUUUAUCUCCUACGAGGCCCUCAAACAGUCUACACCCUGAGGACCCCGAAAAUGAUACGGAGCCAGGUCAGAUCUCUGACCUAGGUGAAAAUCCAUGCUCCAGGGCAAACGAUGCUCCAGAGCGGGCUAAGGAUUCCGGCCCUACUGAAGACAAGCCAGUCCCAUCUCAGCCGUCCGCUCCGCCAACUGUGCGCUCUUCUCCAGAAUGUUCUCGUAUUCGAACGACGCGGAGUUCCGAUGUCCCGGUGCGCUACCCGUCGAUAGCUGUGAUUGUACCAUCACCGUCCUGGAAGCAAGCAGCCGCCAGGACAAGCACGAGAGCCGCUGCGGCAGUAUGCAAGCAGCGACUCCGCUCAGGUCGAAACACCCGCAACCACCAAGAUGAGAAUACCACCCUCUAUGACACGAAACAACCGUGUCAAAAGAGAAAGAAACGGAGACCCUUAAUCGUGCCGUUUUCCGAUACGUCGGUCUCUUCCAUUCCCGUUUCAUCCCAUUGCCCUGGUGCUAUCCAGGGCCUACGCGGAAGUGCCCUCCUCACGGUCGAAUCUAAUUCUGGUCUCAAACCGGCAUAUUUCUUUACUUUCGUUCCCGACCCUAGCCCGAUGCUGUCUGGACCCCACGCGGAGGUUAUUCCAGAGAAACCAAGGUACACAUCGGAUGAGAACGCCCUGCUAGUGCGACUGAAGGAAAAAGAGGCAAUGUCAUGGCCUGAGAUCACGACUCACUUCCCAGGCCGAAAUAUGUCAUCCCUUCAAGUCCAUUAUUCAACCAAAUUACGCCACAAGGCCAGCUCUCGGUCUGGAAAACCGAGGAGACGCGGAUGA